CCGAGCGGAGUAUAAGCUUUCUCCAGCCACGCCGAUAAUUCGCUCAGGGACAUUUCUACAAUAUAUUAACCAAGGUUUUCGGGAAAAACACUUGAUCAUAUAAACGGGUAGGCUAAACUACAGACAUAGCUGGACUGCAUUAUGGUAUUAAUACAAGAAGUGUGGAAAUAUCAAACGUCUUGACUUCAAAAAGUAUUUGGAUUAUUCCCGACGGACCCGGUGAAACGGAUUUACAUUUCCCUGCGUAAUCAUAACAGCAAACAUAAUCGGGAUAUUUACUGAAUGGUUGUUGGGAUUGACAAAUGCGAAGUUCACGGGUUGAACAACUUUUGCCCUUUCCCGUUUCUUGCAUAAACCCAUUGAAAAUUAUUGAAAAGGAGAGGGCUCCUAGAUUGCACAAAGCUUCUCAUACCUCCUUCAUAUUGAUAUUUAUCUUGUUGGUUGGGUUUGGGUGCCAGACGCGGUUAGACUGGGUGCGUGGAGCUUCGGAACACCGAAUUGUAAUUCCUCCCUCCCUCUCUCCCCUGGGUUUAUGUCCGGACUGACCGCUUUAUGACAAUGGAUUACUUUCUGGUUUUAUGCAGCCUCUUGCUUGCCAUGGCGUCAGCUGUUGAAGAAACAUUAAUGGACACCAAGUGGGCCACAACAGAACUAGCCUGGGCCGCACAUCCUGAAACUGGGGUAAAUUGUUGUGGGAGGAGGUGAGUGGCUACGACGAUGCAAUGAACCCCAUCCGGACGUACCAGGUGUGCAACGUGCGGGAGAGCAAUCAGAACAACUGGCUGCGCAGUGACUUCAUCCCACGCAAAGAUGUCCUCCGAGUCUACGUGGAGAUGAAGUUCACAGUGCGCGACUGCAACAGCAUCCCCAACAUCCCCGGCUCCUGCAAGGAGACCUUCAACCUUUUCUACUAUGAGUCCGACUCAGACUCGGCCACGGCGACAAGUCCAUUCUGGAUGGAGAACCCCUAUGUGAAGGUGGACACCAUCGCACCCGAUGAGAGUUUCUCCAUGUUGGAGUCGGGAAGGGUGAACACGAAAGUGCGGAGCUUCGGACCUCUAUCCAAGGUUGGGUUUUACCUGGCAUUCCAGGACCUGGGGGCUUGUAUGUCAUUGAUAUCUGUCCGGGUCUUCUAUAAGAAGUGCUCAACUACCAUUGCGAACUUCGCCAUGUUCCCCGAGACGGCCACAGGGGCCGAGGCCACGUCGCUGGUCAUCGCGCCAGGGACAUGCGUCUCUAACGCUCUCGAGGUGUCUGUGCCUCUCAAGCUAUACUGCAAUGGGGACGGCGAGUGGAUGGUUCCUGUUGGCUCGUGCACCUGUGCAAAUGGGUUUGAGCCCGCCAUGAAGGACACCCAGUGUCAGGGUGAGUGUGACAUCAAGGACACACAAUGUCAGGCUUGCAGCCCGGGCACGUUCAAAUCCAAACAGGGUGAGGGCUUCUGUACUCCCUGCCCACCAAACAGCCGGACCAGCUCUGGAGCAGCUAGCUUGUGCUCCUGCAGAAACGGCUACUAUCGCUCAGACACAGACUCACCUGACAAUGCCUGCACCACCAUCCCCUCUGCGCCGCGCAGCGUCAUCUCCAACGUCAAUGAGACCUCCCUGGUCCUGGAGUGGAGUGAGCCACGCGACUCUGGCGGUCGAGGUGACAUCUUUUACAACAUCAUCUGCAAGAAGUGCCUGCCUGAGCGUGGCAUGUGCUCGCGCUGCGAUGACAAUGUGGACAUCUCGCCGCGCCACCUGGGCCUGACACAGCGUCGUGUGGCGGUCCGCAACCUGCAGGCACACACCCAGUACAGCUUUGAGAUCCAGGCUGUCAACGGCGUGUCGAAUAAGAGCCCAUACACGCCGCAGUUCUCCGCCGUCAACAUUACCACCAACCAGGCUGCUCCAUCUGCAGUACCCACAGUUCACCUGAUGGGGGCCACAGCGAGCACCAUGAGUCUUUCCUGGCUGCCCCCUGAAAAACCCAAUGGAAUUAUUCUGGAUUACGAGAUUAAGUACCAUGAGAAGGACCAGGGUGAGGCCAUCGCCCACACCAUGACAGCCCAAAGGAGCUCUGCCCGCAUCGAGGGGCUCAAGACGGGCACGCACUAUGUGGUCCAGGUCCGGGCCCGCACAGUGGCUGGGUACGGCCGCUAUAGCAGCCCCGCCGACUUCAGCACCAACCUAAAAAGUGACCCCGAGAAGUCUCUUCAGGAGCAGCUGCCCCUUAUUGUUGGUUCUGCCACCGCAAGUCUAGUCUUCAUUAUCGCUGUCGCCGUCAUUGCCAUCGUCUGCCUCAGGAAGCAGAGGAAUGGCUCCGAGUCAGAGUACACAGAGAAACUGCAGCAGUACAAAUCCCCUAUAGUCACACCUGGAAUGAAGGUCUAUAUUGACCCCUUCACCUACGAGGACCCCAAUGAGGCCAUCCGCGAGUUUGCCAAGGAGAUCGACAUCUCCUGCGUGAAGAUCGAGGAAGUCAUUGGCGCAGGUAACCAACAAAAGCUCCUGAGCUACAGGGGGAAGAAUGCCAUACCGUUAGAGGACUUCACGCCAAGCGGAGAGUUUGGGGAGGUGUGUCGCGGGCGUUGCAAGCUACCCGGCCGACGUGAGAUCAUUGUAGCUAUCAAGACACUCAAGGUGGGCUACACUGACCGGCAGAGGCGGGACUUCCUGAGUGAAGCAAGCAUCAUGGGACAGUUCGACCACCCCAACAUCAUUCGACUGGAGGGCGUGGUCACCAAGAGCCGGCCAGUCAUGAUCGUCACAGAGUUUAUGGAGAACGGGGCGCUAGACUCUUUCUUGAGGCUCAACGACGGGCAGUUCACAGUGAUCCAGCUUGUGGGGAUGCUGCGUGGCAUCGCGGCGGGCAUGAAGUAUCUGUCUGAUAUGAACUACGUCCACCGGGACCUGGCUGCACGCAACAUCCUGGUCAACAGCAACCUGGUGUGUAAGGUGUCUGACUUCGGCCUGUCGCGCUUCCUCGAAGAUGACGCCACGGAUCCCACCUACACCAGCUCACUGGGAGGCAAGAUUCCUAUUCGCUGGACGGCCCCCGAAGCCAUCGCCUACAGGAAGUUCACCUCGGCCAGUGAUGUAUGGAGCUACGGCAUCGUCAUGUGGGAAGUGAUGUCGUACGGAGAGCGGCCAUAUUGGGACAUGAGCAACCAGGACGUGAUAAAUGCCGUGGAGCAGGACUACCGGCUGCCCCCGCCCAUGGACUGCCCCACAGCGCUGCACCAGCUCAUGCUCGACUGCUGGGUCAAGGAAAGGAACCUUCGGCCUAAAUUCUCCCAGAUCGUUGCAACGCUGGACAAGCUCAUCCGCAACGCUGCCAGCCUCAAGGUGGUCACCAGCAACACGCAAUCUUCUGGGGCAUCGCAGCCUCUGCUCGACCGAUGCGUCCCUGACUACACCACCUUCACCACCGUGGGAGACUGGCUGGAUGCCAUCAAGAUGAGCCGCUAUCGCGACAACUUCCUCAAUGCCGGCUUUGCCUCCUUCGAUCUCGUGGCCCAGAUGACAGCAGAAGACCUUCUUCGGAUAGGAGUGACAUUGGCUGGCCACCAGAAGAAGAUUCUAGGCAGCAUUCAGGACAUGAGACUACAGAUGAACCAAACACUGCCUGUCCAGGUCUGAGAUGGACCAACAGACAGACAGAAUGGGGAGGAACUGUGCCAGAGAAAGAGCCAAUAGGAAACCCUAGCUGCCUGACCAUCUCUGCCAAUCAGACGAGAACAAAACUGGCUUGCAGUGCCUCGAACUUGUGUUUUUCUUAUUUUUCUUCCACGCCAACAUUUUAUGUUUCUGUGUUCCACAUUAUUAGUCCAAUGUUUUUCCAUCCGAUAAGACUUUAAACAGGAUUAUUUUGUAAAAAAGAAAUGUCUAUAGACAAGACAGAGAACCCAUAACCCAUGCGUGCCUCACUUGUUUCAGUGUGGGGUGAUGUUUGCAUGCGUGCGCGUGUGUUUGUGAGGUUGGCCAGGACUUAAACCCUCCCCUCCCACCUCUUGUAUCCUGAACGUAGUCUUCCUCCUGUGAAAAUCUAUCUCCUUGAACCUUGACCCUACCCCAACAUCUGUCGGAAAGCCCCCUGACGGACAUUACAGUUGUAAAAGGAUGAACACGGAGUAUAAAGUGUUUCAAAAAGCAGGAAACGUGAACGAGCGUUUGCACACAAAAAAAGUUUGGACACCAAGAUGAUAAAUGAAAACGAUAUAAAUUGUUUUAUUGUUGGUGUGUGUGUUAUUCGCCAUCUUCAUAUUGAAGGUGUAUUAUUAUGUACGUUGGGCACAUGCCUAAGAAGGACAUGGAGGAAGAGGGCAAAUCAGCGGGUCACAGAGGUCAAAUGAGAGCUGCUUAGCUGGAGCUGGCCACAUUAGUUUGGCUUAACCAGGUAUGGAACCAACCUUUUUCUAAAACCUGGGGGAACUCACACUCAGGAUGUUCUCAAAGUUUGGGACCAUUGGUUCAUUUUGUCUCAUCAAUUGUGUUUUUCUUACUAUAAGAAUUGCUGUUAAUUUGUUUACAUGAGCCUUCCAUUUAUGUUUUUCUGUUCCAUCACUUCGGGGAGAUUUGUGUUUCAAGAUGGCUGGUCAGAGCUAAGUAGUCCUGUUGGAUGCUUUGUGUGAUGGGGGAGGGAGGAGUUAGGUGAGAACUGUGGCAACUCAAUACAAAGAACGACCAGCCUUUUGUGUGUGCUUGUGUUUGUGCGUGAGUAUGUAUGUGUGUUUGUGUGUAUGCGAAUGUAUGAGUGUAACAAAAUACUGUACAAUACAGCUUCAGCUACAUCACCACCAUGGAGAAUUAACGCAUGAACUGAACAGUGACAAGAAGCAACAAUUAUAUCGGAAACAAUUACGCUAUAUUCUGUGGACAACUGUUAACAUUUUUUUUAUUGAAAUCCAAACAUUUGGAAAUAUAUAUGCAUCGUACAAAACUAAGGGCAACCACGAAAGACACCGUAACUUUCUUUUUACUAAUACCUGGAUAAAUAAUGUAUCUAAAACUUUAGCUAAAUUUCUAUACUUCCACCCAGUGUAUUUAUUUUUCUCCCCACUUGGACAAGAGGCCAUUUGAACUGUGGACUUAUUCUAAAGAACAAUCAAGAGGAAACGAAAAGACCCAAGAGGAUUCGGCAAAUUAUUGAUUAUUAUAAAAAUGUGCAUAUAAAAUUGGAUAAUGUAUUUUUGUUGUUGUUCUAAACAGCCUGUAAUGUUUUGUAACAAAAAACAAGAUAAAUAACAUGAAAACAAAAUGCUAUUUGAGAAACUGGGAAAGUGUUGUUGUGAGAUGUCGUUUGAUUCUGAGUGAAAUGAGCAGAUAGCGAGGGAUUGAAGAUGAAUAGAAUGAGAGAGAGAGAAUGUGAGGAAGGGAAAGGUAGAGAGAAGUUAGGGACAGCUGCAAUGAUAUUAGCAUUUCAAGGGGUAAACCGUGGUUAGACCACGAGGGGUAUACACUCUGCACCAACAACCUCCCUCUCCUUUCAAGUGUAUGUUUCCGUGUGUUAGUGGGUAUGUUGAGCUUGUGUUUCAGGUCAAAUUGUAUUGGUGACCGCCAAGACUGGAUCUUUAGCUGUACCAUUCCUUCUCUCAAUCAUCUGUAAAGAAGAUUAUAUUGUGUAGCCAUGUGAACUUGUCAGUAGUUGUCUUCCAUGCACCUUUAUCCAAAUGAAACUUCCUGACACAGUUGACACACCCAAUGGUCGAUGGAGAUUUUAUUGAAAAGUGUGUUUGUACAUCUCAAUAUUGUCCGUUACCCCCACUGUAUAGCUCUGUGACAGAGACCAUUCUUAAACCGAUGGGUCUGUAGACGGAGCUCCGUCAAGGGCUCAGUGUGUGCACCUCCGUGAUUGGGCCAUGGUCCACUUUUUUCAGAGAAGUGGCCCCUUGGACCCGGUUUGUCAGACUGAUUAAUGCAGUGGCCAAUCUGCUGCUCCGAGGGAUACAUUCACAGUCCAGCGCAGACAUACGGAUGGACGGCCUAUGAUUAUCUGUAUUUAUUUCCUGUUCAGGCUGCAAUCAUUCUGUCUAGACUCUGCGGCUCUGCCUGAUUAGUACAGUGCGGGGACCAACAACCUUGGCCUGGAGACAGGCAGCAAUCUGGAGCGCUCAUUGUAAAUGAUAGCAGCUGCAUCCCCUAGGAUGUACCAUCAGUGUUAUAGUAGGAGGGGAGAGGGGAUGGGGGCUGAAGGAUGGGAUGAACCACCUGUAUUAGGUAGAGUGGUACUUGCAGUGCUGGUCCCCACAGAUUAUUUUCCAGAAAGUUUCUGUUGUCUACCGUGCAUCAAGUCGUGCAAUAUUACUCUUUUAGACUUUCUUUUGAAACCUCUGAAGCCAUCAAGGAUAUUAUGCAAAAAUGUGUUCCUUAUUUUGAUUUCAUUUAAUCUUCUUUUAAAAUAGAGGCAUUUCCAGUUCAAUAAGUCCCAUGUAAGGGCUUACUAACCCAAAAAAGUUGCACUGUACGAUAAUGAUAGUGGUAACAACAAUAAUGCUCUAAAAGUGAGGUGAGGUACAAAUGCUACAUCAGCUAGGACAAUGACUUAAUAGAACUCGGUUGAUGAAUGUGAACAAUGGAGAAGGCUGAAUACAAUCAGAUGUUUGACAUGCCCAUUCAUGAAAAAUGGCAGCUCAGCGCUAGGUUGAACUAUUGAUUUGUUGCAGAAGCUGUGCUAGGUCUUGAAUUUGCUUUGGGGGAAAAAAAAGCUGAAUGAGUGAUGAGCUCUGAUGCUGCAGCUACAUAUCUUAAAAUGACUAAAUGCUUUGCACAUCAACUCUGAACAUAUUGUUGGAACAAAUAGAUUUUUCACACUGUAGGGAGAUGUUCCUAACAGAUGUUUCAUACUUAGGACCUUGAAUUGUCAAGAGUUGACGAUUGUUCAUCAUUCUGUGUUUUUGUAAUCAUAUCUUACACACCAGUAUCUCUGCUUAGCGCUGACAUGUGAAUGGAGUGUGUGUGUGUGUGUGUGUGUGUGUGUGUGUGUGUGUGUGUGUGUGUGUGUGUGUGUGUGUGUGUGUGUGUGUGUGUGUGUGUGUGUGUGUGUGUGUGUGUGUGUGUGUGUGUGUGUGUGUGUGUGGAUAUAGGUGCUAGUAUUAUAAUUUUCUACUGAACCAAUCCAGUCCGCACACUAUACAUUUAUGGUAGACACAGUAUCUCUCUGUGCCAAUCACCCCAUCUCUCUGAAAGUAUACAGAGUUAACACUCGCCUCACAUUCCUCUACCUAUCCCCUAAUCCUUCCACACUCCACCCCAUCUAAGCCCACGACUUUUAACCCCUAACAUUUUCCGGUAUAAUAUUUUUCAGAAAUGUUUUUCUUCAUCUGUCACUGUUUUAUAUACAUAUAUAUAUAUACAAAAAUUAAACAAACUCACUUAAUAUGCCUGUCUUCUCUUCACUUUCCAAAUACAUAUCGAAAAAAGUGAGAUGUUUACAAGUGUUGUAUAUGUAUAGUGAGAGGAAAAGGAAGAAACCUUUGAGAUUUGCAGUUAUUUUGUUCCUCUUUGAAAGCAUUGAGAUAUAUUUAAUGAUGGUGCAGACAAAACAACAAAUUGAUUAAAAAAAAUGCAUUCUUGUAGAAAUAUUUCUAAAAUACCCUUUUGCAAUUAAAUGAUUUAUCAGUCUGA
Molecule: messenger RNA, 7607 nt
Organism: Oncorhynchus mykiss (rainbow trout)
Lineage: Eukaryota; Metazoa; Chordata; Actinopteri; Salmoniformes; Salmonidae
Product: ephrin type-B receptor 3
Biological process (GO): protein phosphorylation; axon guidance; ephrin receptor signaling pathway
Cellular component (GO): dendrite; plasma membrane
Molecular function (GO): ATP binding; protein binding; transmembrane-ephrin receptor activity
Source: RefSeq, a predicted model, not a curated record